CUUUGGGAUCACCUCAGACGCUCGAAGAAGCCAAAAAUAUUUUAAUUUAUAAAGGUUUAGGAUCUUUCAAACCAGCUGAUCAGUUUGAAACAGUUGAUUCGAUAGCUCGAAGAGAAAUGAGCGAUGAUUUUCAACAACAAGAUUACCGUUAUCGGAAUCAAUUCCAAAAUUUCAACUCCCAAUUUGGACGACAUAGAAAUGUACAAAAUUUUUGAAAUAACCGCCAUAAUUUUCAAUCUACAGAUUAUCAAAAUGGUAAUAAUUUUUAUACCCCUAGAAAUCAAAAUUUUACUGGAAGACAAGAUUGCAAUCAAAAUCAGUUUUAUAAUAACAGGUAUUCAAAUAACAGAGCCAGUAACAAUAAUUUUAUGAAUCAACCCCGAAGUAAUCAUAUAUAUGAUGGUAUUCCAAUAAGGCAUAUACAUGGCUCUAAUAUUGGAUCAUCAAACUACAAUGAUACUACAUUUUUGAAUAAACAUGAACCGAAUAUAAAUUCAAUUGAUAGAGAAGAGUACAAAGAGUUUUUGUUAUUUAAACAGCAACAAAACAAUCAAAUUCGUUCUGAAGGUGCAGCCCGUGAAUUAAACAGCCACGAAGAUAUUUUACCUGACCGCGAUCAUAGCUAUUGUCCGUCAAAAGAAAACGAUGAUUUAAAUUUUUCGGAGGUAUUCAAACCUCAAUCACAAAACAUUGAAAAUAAUUUUAUUCCUUACAUCGAAAUUAAAACGCUAUUCGGAAAUUUGAAAUUUCUUGUGGACACAGGUGCCAAUAAAAACUAUAUUUCACCAAAACAUGUGCACCCUGAAAAGCAGAAGACCGAGAAACUACAUCAUAUUACAAACGUUUCCGGCUUACAUCGUAUUGAUAAAUUUACUGAGAUGAACAUAUUCUUCAACUUUGAAUCACUUCCCAAUCAAAAAUUCCUUUUAUUCCAAUUCCAUGAAUUUUUCGAUGGUCUAAUAGGAUACGAGUCCUUGAGAGCAUUAGGUGCUAUAAUCGAUACCGCAUCAAAUGAGCUUCGAAUAGGAAAUUUGACAAUUCCUGUGAAGAGAAAAACUUGCAGCCAAACUGAAAUAAACUUUCAUACAAUAUUCAAUAAAAGUGAAACUUCUUCUAUUGACGAUGUUGAUUAUGUCGAUUCAAACAUAUUAAUUGAAUCAGAAAAAUGUAUUGCUACUGUCUGCAAAACUCUAGGUUCAUUAUCUAACUUGAAUAGUAAUUCAGUUAUUACAAAAACAGACUUACAAAAGAAGCACCAUUUGAGGAAGCAAACUGCAACAGUCAACGAAUUAUUGAGAAUUCAAAAAGACAUUCGAAAUAAACAAAAGAUCAUGGCACAACAAAUUAAUGAAACAUUUUAUAAGGGAUCCUAUGCAAAUCAUGCACAAUCUCGGAGACACUUGAAUCUUUGUAAAUUUGACAGAAAUAAAAACAUUCUCAGUUCUGAAAUGUAUCGCACAACGAGCAACAAAUUAUUUCGUUGGAAAAGACAAAACUUCGAAAAUUUGAAAACGGAGGAAAUGUUUUUAAUAGCACCUACACCAUUUAAUAAUGCAAUAUUAUCUUCCACAGAUUACAAGCAUGUGGUCUAUGGCAUCAAGGACAACGAAGAAAAUUCAUUCAACCCAAAUUUUCUAGGAUGCAAAAACGAUUAUGAUACAAAGUUAUGAUGAGAAGGCUGUUGAGUCUCUAGGAAAACAACAUGAUAACCAUCAUAACUCAUUGGACACGAAUAAAACACAUCUGGAAUACCAAAUACGUCAAACCCUCACUACCCUCACUAAUAAACAACAAACUACUAACAUUGGAAAAGAAAAUCCAUUGAAAUCAGCAAAAGCAUGAGCCAAUUAUGUCUCAAAAUCUACGCACUAAUUUACCACAGAACCAAAAAACUGUGGAUUC
Molecule: messenger RNA, 1902 nt
Organism: Toxorhynchites rutilus septentrionalis
Lineage: Eukaryota; Metazoa; Arthropoda; Insecta; Diptera; Culicidae
Exons: 2
Coding region: 369-1670 (433 amino acids)
Biological process (GO): proteolysis
Molecular function (GO): aspartic-type endopeptidase activity
Source: RefSeq, a predicted model, not a curated record